This is a messenger RNA of Amoebophrya sp. A25, 1153 nucleotides long. Lineage: Eukaryota; Dinophyceae; Syndiniales; Amoebophryaceae. The record is from the annotation of a GenBank genome assembly.
AUGUGUCUCAUUUCGAAUGAAAUUAGAGGAAAACGGUACUACGGUUGGACGGGUUGUCAACGUCUUUUCGCAGUAUUCGAAGUAGAGGAUCACGAAGCUUUGGCCUCAAUGUGGGACAACACCACGCCGGAGAUGGGCUUUCGACCUCUUCUGUUGGACAUCUUCUACCCGCGCUUGUUGGGAGAUCCCACGGUUCCUGAGGAGUUGUACGAUACAGGUAUGCGCUCGCGCCGUUUACAACGUACCUUGUUUUACGAGUUCGUGCGAAAGUUGGCAUUUAAAGCUGUUGCCAACAAAGACGGCUACAAACGGAACGACGAAUGGAAGGAAACUUUGGUGAGCAAGUUGGGAGAAAACAGCUUGCCAGCGAAGAGAGACCCCAAUGAUAAACUGACUGGUGGCUAUUUUGGCCCUCGUAUGCAAAAAGCGGUGUUACCGUAUCUGGAUCAAAACCCUGCUGGUAUGGCUGACGUUUUGGGUGACAUCGUGCUUCGUGAUGUCGAUCCUCAUGGUGUUGUAGCUUCGGAAGGAGAGGAAGAACAUUUUCGUGCCGACGCUCCACCGACAGGCGGCGCUCCAGCAGCAGCAGCAGCAGCAGCAGCAGAUGAACACGCCGUCCGUGGACGUACGUGUCAGUGUUGCGCAAAACUGAAAAAGUGGUGUCAGCGUCCUCCGUCCCAGUCGUCGCCGAGUCGUCCCCCGACUCCGACUCCGAUCAGCGUACGUUCAGCCUUAAAAAGCUUGGCGCCAUUAAUGCGCGCCCACGUUUUUCAUCCUGGGCCUAGUGUCGCGGAGCCGAAAGUUCAUGGCGUUAUUGCCCGACUCGUUCCGUCGCGAAGUCUAGGCGUUGGUGCACCGGAGGAAGACUUGAGUAACGCUGCUGGUCGGAUUCCGGUCCCUGAUGGGCUCAAAACUUUAGCCGUGUUUCCGGAGGACAUAGCUAAACUGCAAGUGCCGAGCCCUGAGUCAGAUGGAAGGGCCGCGACCUUUCAAGAAAAACUCGAGAGCUGGUUAGAGGCCAAUGGAGUGCUUGAUGACGUCAACAGCAAGACAAUCUUGGUCCAUGGUGAGACCCUCUACGAGAAGAAGCUUGAAGCAGAUCUAAGAGGUCAACAGGCUCACGAAACAAAGCGCGUUGUGGCGCGUUUUCUAG